GCCGUCCCAGCAUGCCUUGGGCGCGCGGGCGGCGGGCGCCUCAGUCCGCGGGUGAAGGUAGUGGUGUCGGAGCUAAGCGAGCAAAGCGAGGCGUCCACCGCGGCUGAGGCGGCUAGAGGUGGAGCAGGUGCAGCAAGGGUUCCGCCGGUGCAGACCCGUCCGCCAUGAAGCCCCCAGCAGGACAUCCCUGACCUGGGGACAUCUAGAUGAGAGAUUACAGUGUCACAACAGCUGUCCCUUGAGACCUGUUCCUCUCCCCACCGUGGCGCCCUCAGACAGUUGUGUCCUCUCACCCUGCAUGGCUCCCACUGUCCAGGGGAUGUCCUGGACGCCGCGUCCCCGUGCUCCCUCGUUGUGAACCACCUGAGGUGGGACCUGAGUGCACCACAGAUUGAGGAGCUCACCAAGGAGCUCAUCGAGCAGACGAAGCGUGUGUAUGACCAGGUGGGCAUGCAGGAGUUCGAGGAUGUGUCCUACGAGAGAACGCUCAAGGCGCUGGCUGGGGUGGAGGUGACCUACACAGUGCAGAGGAACAUCCUUGACUUCCCCCAGCAUGUGUCCCCAUCUAAGGACAUCCGGGCGGCCAGCACAGAGGCCGACAAAAAGCUGUCCGAGUUCGAUGUGGAGAUGAGCAUGCGGCAGGACGUGUACCAGAGGAUCGUCUGGCUGCAGGAGAAGGUGCAGAAGGACUCCCUGAGGCCCGAGGCGGCACGGUACCUGGAGCGGCUCAUCAAGCUGGGCCGCAGGAACGGGCUCCACCUUCCCAAGGAGACUCAGGAUAAAAUCAAGAGCAUCAAGAAGAAGCUGAGCCUGCUGUGCAUCGACUUUAACAAGAACCUGAAUGAGGACACCACCUUCCUGCCCUUCACGAGAGAGGAACUGGGGGGGCUUCCUGAGGACUUUGUGAAUGCACUGGAGAAGACAGAAGAUGGCAAGCUGAAGGUCACGCUGAAGUACCCCCAUUACUUCCCACUCCUGAAGAAGUGCCACGUGCCAGAGACUAGGAGGAAGGUGGAGAAGGCCUUCAACUCCCGCUGCAAAGAGGAGAACUGCGCCAUCCUCAAGGAGCUAGUGGCACUGCGGGCGCAGAAGUGCAGCCUGCUGGGCUUCGGCACCCACGCCGACUACGUCCUGGAGAUGAACAUGGCCAAGACCAGCCAGGCCGUGGCCACCUUCCUAGAUGAGCUGGCACAGAAGCUGAAGCCCCUGGGGGAGCAGGAGCGCGCUGUGAUCCUGGAGCUGAAGGAGGCAGAGUGCGCGCGCCGGGGGCUGCCCUUCGAUGGCCGCAUCCACGCGUGGGACAUGCGCUACUACAUGAACCAGGUGGAGGAGACGCGCUACCGCGUGGACCAGAACCUCCUCAAGGAGUACUUCCCCAUGCAGGUGGUCACCCGCGGGCUGCUGGGCAUCUACCAGGAGCUCCUGGGGCUCACCUUCCAGUUGGAGGAGGCAGGCGCCGUGUGGCACGAAGAUGUGCAGUUCUACUCGGUGCACGAUGCGGCCUCAGGCCAGCUCAUCGGCCAGUUCUACCUGGACCUUUACCCCAGGGAAGGCAAGUACGGCCAUGCGGCCUGCUUCGGACUGCAGCCUGGCUGCCUUCGGCAAGACGGUGGCCGCCAGGUCGCGGUGGCAGCCAUGGUGGCCAACUUUACCAAGCCCACGCCAGAUGCCCCGUCGUUGCUGCAGCAUGAUGAGGUGGAAACCUACUUCCAUGAGUUCGGGCAUGUGAUGCACCAGCUCUGCUCUCAGGCCGAGUUCGCCAUGUUCAGCGGGACCCACGUGGAGCGAGAUUUCGUGGAGGCGCCGUCACAGAUGCUGGAGAACUGGGUGUGGGAAAAGGAGCCACUGCUGCGCAUGUCCCAGCACUACCGCUCGGGCCGAGCUGUGCCGCAGGAGCUGCUGGACAAGCUCAUCCAGUCCCGCCAGGCUAACACCGGGCUUUUCAACCUGCGCCAGAUCGUGCUGGCCAAGGUGGACCAGGCCCUGCACACACGCACGGACGUCGACCCAGCCGAGGAGUACGCGCAGCUCUGCCGGGAGAUCCUCGGGGUCCCUGCCACACCAGGGACCAACAUGCCUGCCACCUUCGGCCACCUGGCAGGUGGCUAUGAUGCCCAGUACUACGGCUACCUGUGGAGUGAGGUGUUCUCUAUGGACAUGUUCCACACACGCUUCAAGCAGGAGGGUGUGCUGAGCCCCAAGGUGGGCAUGGACUACAGAACCACCAUCCUGAGGCCGGGUGGGUCUGAGGACGCCAGUGCCAUGCUGAAGCUCUUCCUGGGCCGAGACCCCAGGCAGGACGCCUUCCUCCUGAGCAAGGGGCUGCAGGUGGAGGCCACCGACCCGGCCGCCUGCUGACGCCUGGAGCCCUCAGCCCCGUGCCCGCCCGCUGCCCUGUGCCUUAGCCCUAGCCCGACAGUGGCCGCCAGGACGGCGCUCCGGGCCACAGGGUGAGCUCCAGCGACUCGGCGUCCCCGUCUGUCCCACCCCGGCCCCGGACCCACGGGGGCCAGCCAGUUGGAGAAAGCUCCCUGAGGGCCUCAUUUUUGUUGCACUAGCGUCCCUCCCGGGGCAGCACCUGUUGUACAAGGUGGUUCUGAGAGACACAGCCAGUAAACACUUGAAACACUUGAAA
Messenger RNA from Heterocephalus glaber (naked mole-rat), 2635 nucleotides. Lineage: Eukaryota; Metazoa; Chordata; Mammalia; Rodentia; Bathyergidae. The record is from RefSeq and is a predicted model, not a curated record.